UCAUUGGUUUGAUUCUGUCAUCUACAAAACAUCCUUCUUACAUACUCUCGGGAUUUAUGUAUAUUUAAACCUUUCAAAAAAUCAAACCCCCUUCCUUACGCUUCCUCCAUCAAUCCAUCCAACUUUCAUCAUAACAAUAAUAUUGUUCUUUACUUCACAAUUCAUCUUCCAAUCAAUUCAAAGGCAUUUCUUCGAACAGUUGGUGGAGGUUUAGUGUUGUAGGAGUGAAAUGACUUCUACUAGUAGUUCUAGUAAAUCGUUUAAGGUGUUUGGUCGAACGGUUUUAGGGUUUGGGGGUGAUCACACUCAGGUGCAUUCUGAGGAGGUGAAGAAUGAGCCGAAAUCGUUACAGGAUCGUGAACUUGACGAGUUUCAGAAUCAAGUUUUUAGCCGGUUUAAUCCGCUAUCAGCUUCUUCAGCGGAUGACUUUCUCUCCAUUGAUUGGAUGUGUAAGCUGCUAGACGCGUUUGUCGCGUGUUUAGAAGAUUUCAAACUUGUUUUGUUGAACAACGAAAAUGUUUCAAAACCGCCUUUAGAUAGGCUGCUUAUGGAGUUUUACGAUAGGAAUAUCAAGGCUCUUGAUAUCUGUAACGCUGUUCGUGACGGGAUUGAGAAAGUCCGGGUAUGGAAUAAGCAUCUAGAGAUUGUUUCGAGUGCUUCCGAUUCGAAACAGAGGAAUGUGAUGAGUGAGUGGCAGUUUAGGAGGGCGAGAAAGGCGUUAAAUGAUUUAGCUAUACUUAUGCUCGAUGAUCAUAAGGACUCCGGAUCUGUUUCUUCGCAUAGAAACCGAUCGUUCGGGCGUCCAAACAAAGGGAAAGAUGUAAACCAGCAACGAAAGCCAGGACACUCGAGAUCCCUUUCGUGGAGCGUGUCUAAUUCGUGGUCAGCAAAUAGGCAGCUUCAGUCAAUAUCAAACGGUUUGGUUCAGCCUCGGGCGAACGAUAUUCCGCACCAUUUUGGUCUUGCGAACUGUGUUUUCACCAUGGGUUUUGUCCUGAUGUUUGUGUUGUGGAAUGUAGUGGCUGCAAUCCCGUGUCAAGAUCGUGGUCUGUUUAAUUUCUCCGUACCAAGGCAAUACUCAUGGAGCGGUCCGUUGUUCUUGAUUCAGACUCGGGUUUUGGAAGAAUCGAAGAAGCGUGAGCGUAAGAACAGUCCUGGGCUGUUAAGCGAGAUUUACCAGAUGGAGAAAUCCAUCAACUUGGUUUCGGAUUUGAUCGAUUCGGCUCACCAGUUUCCGUUAACCGAAGAAGAGCAGAAGGAAGUGAGAGAGGGAAUUCAGGAGUUAUCUUUGGUUUCUAAUUCGUGUAAGAAUGGACUAGACAUACUGGACCGACAACUGAGAGAUGUUUUUCGCAAAAUCAUGUCUUGUCGAACUGAAGGUCUUGCAACAUUGAGCAGCGCACAAUCUUGAAAAAGGGUGACGGGUUUUGGGCAGGUAAUUUACGGUUAUGUAAAGAAGCAAAAUCUUGUCAUUGAUCUAUCUUGUUUGGUUCAUUUCUGUCAUUGAACUGUUUUGUGGAACUCAAUCAUGUUACUUCCAUAUGUUCAUUUUUUGUUAUAUACACAAAAGACUAUACCUUUAUACAAU
This is a messenger RNA of Helianthus annuus (common sunflower), 1588 nucleotides long. RefSeq lists its product as uncharacterized. The record is from RefSeq and is a predicted model, not a curated record. Bases 230 to 1411 code for a protein of 393 amino acids. NCBI's taxonomy places the organism in Eukaryota, Viridiplantae, Streptophyta, Magnoliopsida, Asterales, Asteraceae. The transcript has 2 exons.